GCAGGACCCAUUUCCGGAGUGUUGCUCGGUCCUGGAAGGAUUUGCUGAAUCUCAAGCCGAGGGGCGGCGGCGUGUCUUCUAGUUUCUCGGUCGUUUAUAAUUGAAAUAAACCCCGUUUGUUCGUCCAACAGAAUAAUCAAGCAACAAACAAGCCAGCCCUUUCAGGGAGAACCCAGUUACAGGAGAUUUGGGGUCUAAUUCUCACCCCACGGUGGUUUAUCUCACUUGGAUGGGAUAAUAAUCGGAUUUGUUUUACGGUUUAGACCGCUGCCGGUUGUAAAACAAGGCAGUGCAAUUGUCUCGUUGUUUUUUUUUUGACUGCGUUGUUAAUUGCGUUAUCUACGGUUUGCAGUGCUGACGCGAUUCACAUCGUAGAUUGACUAGACAGCAAUCGACCAUCUUUUUCCAUUGUAAAUUGGUUUCUGGUGACAGAUAGGGAAUUAAACGAGUUUCCCUCAAGCAUUCCAAUAAUAAUAAUAAUAAUAAGAUCAUCCGAAAAUGACGCUGUUCCAUUUUGGAAACUGUCUGGCGUUAGCAUACUUCCCUUACUUCAUCGCGUACAAGUGCAGCGGGCUAUCGGAGUACAAUGCAUUCUGGAGGUGUGUUCAAGCAGGUGCUGCUUACCUUUUCGUUCAGCUCUGCAAGAUGCUGUUCCUGGCCACCUUUUUUCCGACGUGGGAGGGAGGCGCUGGGGUUUAUGAUUUUGUUGGCGAGUUCAUGAAGGCCACAGUGGACCUGGCUGAUCUGCUGGGGCUGCACCUGGUCAUGUCCUGGAACGCUGGCAAGGGCGAGUAUAAGAUCAUGGUGGCAGCGAUGGGCUGGUCGACCGCGGAGCUCGUCAUGUCCAGGUGCAUUCCUCUGUGGGUCGGAGCUCGUGGGAUCGAGUUCGACUGGAGAUACAUUCAGAUGAGCUUCGACUCCAACAUCAGUCUGGUUCACUAUGUUGCCAUGGCCUCUGUGGUGUGGAUGUUCACGCGCUAUGACCUGCCCAAGAGUUUCCGGUUGCCUGUAACUGCACUGCUGGGGCUCUGUGUGUACAAGGCUUUCCUCAUGGAGCUCUUUGUUCACAUGUUUCUGCUGGGCAGCUGGACGGCUCUGCUUGUGAAAGGAGUGCUGACCGGAGCCAUCUCUAUGUGCUCCCUCUUCCUGUUCGUCACCCUGGUGCAUAGCAACUGAGACCCCCUUCCUGGGCUUACAGGGCUUACUCAUCGUUACAGGAGAGCCGUUGAAGGCUCGACACUCGCUUCUGUUUAUAAUAAUAUGGGUUUUUUUUUUUUUUUUUUUUUAA
Molecule: messenger RNA, 1288 nt
Organism: Polyodon spathula (Mississippi paddlefish)
Lineage: Eukaryota; Metazoa; Chordata; Actinopteri; Acipenseriformes; Polyodontidae
Product: transmembrane protein 147
Exons: 7
Coding region: 499-1176 (225 amino acids)
Source: RefSeq, a predicted model, not a curated record